GGGUCUCCCCCGUCUCUUGCUCCUCCUCCUCCCAUUUCCCUGGCCGGUUUGUCCCCUUCUCCCAUUCUCUCUCUGUGUGUGGAAGGGGCCCCUGUGUGGGGUUAUCAUCUGUCUGUACUCACUUCUUUGGUGAUGUCAUCCAGCCUCGUGGCUUUAAAUACCAACUUUAGGCCAUCAACCCCUGAACUGACAUCCCCAGACCAGACUUGUCCCCUGAAUUCAUAAAUGCAGCUUUGAGCAUUCUACAUUUCCACAGGGAGCUGUGUCAGACAUUUUCCAACUCCGUGUGCCUGAAACUCAGUGCUUGUCUCCCAAACCAGCUUCUGCCACUUCCCUCUCCAUCCACACUCCAUCUUUUCAAUGACUCAGGCCAGAAACUUUGGUCAUCCUGGAUCCCUCUUGCCUACACACUUACAUCCACUCCACCAGCAAAUGUUGGCUGUACCUCUAAAAUAUUUCCACAAUCUCCCUAGAUGAUCAUAGCAGCUUUCCUGGGCUCUCUGACCCUCCCCCAAAAUUUGUUCCCCAAAGAGUCAUAGAGACACCCACGCAUACACACAUACACAGGAAGUAAGUGGCCUUGCCACCAUCAGGGUGACAUCCGCUAUAGCUACCUCUCUACUCCCCCACUGUUCCUCAGGACUUCUCUGGACCACAGCCAGAUCCCUUCAGCCCCCAGUCCACCAUGACCCCUCCAGGCCACAUACUGCUUCUGCUUUUGCUCCCAGCUGCUGCUGCCCAGAUGUCCACAGGUGAGCCAUCGCGCCCUACCUUUGACCCUGGAACUUCAGGUUCCUGUUCCGGAUGUGGGCCCCUCUCCCCACUUCUCCUGGUGGGCCUGGUGGCUGCAGAUGCCAUCAUGUCACUGAUAAUUGUGGGGGUGGUGUUGGUGUGUGCCCGCCCACGCCCAGGCCGCAGGCUCAACCAUGAAAAUGACAAAAUCUACAUCAACGUGCCUGGCAGAGGCUGACCUCCUGUAACUUCAACCUUUGGCUUCUGACCCUCUCAUCCUGUGUGUGAUGGCACAGGAACAUGUACACCACCCCCACCCUUUAGUAUUGAAUAAAGCGGUUCAAAUAUC
Messenger RNA from Ictidomys tridecemlineatus (thirteen-lined ground squirrel), 1081 nucleotides. Lineage: Eukaryota; Metazoa; Chordata; Mammalia; Rodentia; Sciuridae. The record is from RefSeq and is a predicted model, not a curated record.